Molecule: messenger RNA, 3535 nt
Organism: Prorocentrum cordatum
Lineage: Eukaryota; Dinophyceae; Prorocentrales; Prorocentraceae
Source: the annotation of a GenBank genome assembly
AAGACAUGUGCACGCUCCGACGACCCGGAUUAUUGACACAUCUGUGGUAGCCAUUGAAAUCAUGACAUAGCCCACGCUUGCAUAGCAGUCGGUGCCUUGCCGCGACACCGAUGGGCAUAUUCGUUGUCGGCGAUGAUUGUGACACCAAGUUGCGUGAGGGCCAGCAGGAGAACCGCAUCAUGAUCGUUUUUUCCCGCCGAAUGCAUUUCUUGCUCGCGCAGUAGUUCUCAUCAUCCGCUCGGUCGUUCCCUUUUCUCCCUGCAGCCCCUUGCUCCAACGACUCUGGCUCCAGCAAGGCCCGAGCAGCAUCAAGUCUGCCAGGCAGGCCACCAGCACCUGGGACGGCCAAACGUGCCACCAGCAACAUCCCAGCAACCACCCCAUAUCGUUUGGGACGGCAGCCAUGGCAUCGCUCCCCGCACCACCUGUGGCGGCCGUCGCCGAACAGGCGGAGAUGCGGCAGCCUACGCGUGGGGAGGCCAGCGGCCUCAGCGGCUCCAUUCAGGUGGCCAUCCCCGAGACGGCGGCAUUCGGCGCAGAGGCCGGCAGCACCACUGAUGCGACCGACGCGGAGGUGGGCGAAGCGGCCUCCAGGAUCCAGGGGCCUGGUGGACACGGAGGAGAGGGCCACCAGACGAUCGGGCUCCCGCUUCAGCGGUUGGCUCAAGAGCGGCUCCGCGAUGCCGGACGAGGAGGAGGAUUGGGGGGACGACGAGGGCAGCGCCCCCGCUGGCGAGGGCUGGUGCAAGGCGCACUGCGGCAAGGGCAAGGGGAGCGCCUGCUAUUGGUGUUUCGUGGUUGUGUUCGCGCUCUUCUUCUUCGAGUUCCCGCUCUUCCUGAAGUGGAUGUUGAUGAGCCCGAUGCCGAUCGAGUUCUGGAGAACGAGGACUACGACAAGUGGCCCGCCCUGCAGAACCAGACGUUCAUCAAGGCGGACACGUCCAGCCAAUACUCUAUCUCGAUGUCCAGGAUCCCGAGGACGACAUCUGGAUGCAAUCUGUCGUGCAUCGGCUUCGACGGCACAACCUCGUCUGGCUACAACGAGAUGAGCUUCAACGUCGACGUGACUUUGAACGCCACAGGGUUCGAGUACAGUGCCUUCCCCCUGCUGCUGGCCUCGAACGACUGGAGCAAUUGGUGGCUCGCGGCGGACAGGACGGACUCGACGCCCCACUCCUACUUCCCAAGCAGCAGCCCGGAGGAGUCCUCUGUGUACCGCCACGAGUGCACGCGGCCUCCGGAGUUCGACCGCGACAGCGAGGGCAACCCCGUGGCGCCCGCGGAGGUGAGGCCGGAGGAGCUGUACGCCUCCACGCCCACCUACGUCAUGGUUUGCGUCGUCUGGCACAGCGAGAAGGUGAACUGGCAUAACCAGCACAAUACCAUGGCACCGGAGGAGCUGGCCUCGCAGUGCGACUCGGUCGGCGGCGUCUGCGGGUGGUCCUGCGGCUCGAAUCCGAACGGCGGGAGCCUGCCGGGCUGCUCUGCUGGCUUGAUCGACGUGGAGGCCAACAGCGUGGCAGGCGUGCGGGUCCCAGAGGCCAGCUUCUCUGGGGCCGUCUCGGUGCGCGCGUGCACCGACGAGCCAGGCACGGAGGAGUGCACCACGACGUCCGCGCUCUUCCCCAAGUGGCCCUGCAGGCAGUGCGUGAGGAAGACGCCCGAAGCCAUGCGCGGCGCCGGCGGUCAGGGGGACGAGCUGGUCUAUUACGACAGCCUGCCCCGCAUGGAGGUGCUGCUCAAGGAUGCCGCCAUCAACGACGCGACGGCCGACGCCGCGCCCAGGGCUUAUAUCCUGACCUCCCCGAUGAACAUCGACGGGGCGGGCCCUGCGGGGAUGCUCAACGGCACCUGGACGAAGCUGUACGAUCCCAUCACGCACCCCGAGCCGCUCCCCGUCAGCGUCGCCGAGGCGCAGUGGGCGGAGGAGCCCGAGGUGAGCGGCGACGAGACGACGACCCUGCCGCCCACCGUCGACGACGUUGGCAGGCACAAGAUGCACUUCUUCCAGAAGAACAAGCUCAGCCUCAAGCCCUCCCGCUGCUUCGGGCAGAGCGGCCCGCUGUACCUCGUGGCGUGCGCCGUCAACGAGAGCACCUACAGGGACAGCUUCGAGAUGAUUCACGGGCAGACCGUGGCGCCGCCGCCCUUCAACGAUCGGUGCAUCGCCGUCACCGGCAGAUGCGCGCACGCCUGCAUGGACACGGAUCAGCCCCUGGAGCAUUGCACCGCCGACGGCUUCAUCAAGUUUGACGAGUUGUCGCAGGAAGACAUCGAAACGCCUACUAAUAACGACAUGGCGGUGAACAUGUUCGUCUUCACCCUGAUGGUCGGGUUCGCUGUGAAGCUAGUCACGUACUUGCCAGGCCUCUUCAUCCCCUACAAGCAUCCUAAGUAUUACGAUCCCUCCAUGACUGCUGAGCUGAAGUAUAUCGCCAUCUGCGCGCCGAGCGGAGGUGAGACGAAGGCGUGCGUGCUGCGCAACCUGGUCGGGGCAGUCUCGACGCUGCCCAAGAACUGCCAGUGCCCCUUCCAUGUGAUCUUCGCAGACGAGGGGCACCGCCACCCACAAAAGGUGAUGUUCAGAGCGCUGGCCAGUGUGCUGCACCACGUUCCCGACCACUGCGUGAACCAGACUAUGGCCGACAAUGGCCGCUCACCACGCCAGUCGAUGAGGAACUUCAAGGAGGAAAAUCUCAAGGCUUUCACGAAGCUCUGGGUGGAGCAGACGAGGAUGUGCAGAUUGGAUGGUUGCAACACCGACAAGAUUGCCAACAAAAUCAAGGCGCUCAAGAAGGGCUUGGAGGACCCUUCGCAGCCCACGGAUGCGAUUAAAAAGAUGGAGAAGGCUAUCGAUGAUCUUGCCGGAGUCACUGCCCUGAAGACGCUUCAGGCGCGGGCCGGCUGGCCAAAAGGCGAUGCCGACGAGUCCAUCAAGAAGCUCGAGGCAGCCUUGCUGCAGCUGAGGCUCGAGCUGUGCGUGGGCGAGAAGACGUAUGAUGGCGCUGGCGCGUGCGACGCGAAGAAGCCGAUGCACUUGGACGAUUGCGAGAACAUCAGCUGGACGCCGGCGCGCUCCGACUGGAACCCGAACCCGCAGCCUCUUUACACCGUCCACUAUUUGGCGCGCGCGAAACCGGAUGAGGACGAUGAGCGCAUCUUGAAGGUGCAACACGUGGCGCGGGGCAUGUGGUACUACAAGAUUCCGAUGUUGGAGGAGAAGCGGACCAAAAAAUCAUGGCUCGAGUGGCGGCAGACUGCCCAGGAGUUCACGGACGCAGACUUCGACAAGGACAAGUACAUCGUGCCGCUGCGCACCAGCCGCGGCAAGGCGGGUGGCCUCAAUUUUCGGUGGCGGACUUAUUCGAUUACACCAUGCACGUGGCCCCUUCGGACAGGACCGCCAUGGAAUCUGCGCGGUUCAAGUAUGCCCUGUUCAGUAUCGCCGACGCCCGUCACCAAUACCAGCCUGAUUUCAUGCACGAGACUGUUCCAUUCUUCUUCCUCAAGCAGAGCAGGGCUCAGAGAGAGAUAG